AUGGAGAGCAGAGUCAUCAAGGGCUCUCAUGAUGAGUAUGCCGAAGAGACAGUGAGCGAUGAUACUGGAAAUCAACCAGUGGACAUUUCCCACGAGCAGCUUGACCCAUUAUUGUAUCAAAUAUCCGAAAUCUCGAAUCAACCAGCCAAUAAUCAAGAAAAAAAAAUCAACGCAGACAUGGACUCUGACGAUGAUCUGCUCUGGCACCUCAAGCUGGCAAAAUGGACCGAAAAAGAUAUCCACCAGCGCUUUAUAAGAGAGGGACGAACGGGCUAUCGUGAGAAAACGAUCGGUACGCGGUUCUGUCGGAUGAAGAAGAUAAUGAGAUUGCACACGGAUAAAGGGCUUGAGAGUGGGAUGGGCGGAUGGCAUGAGGGAGAUGACGAUAUCCUAAAUCAAGCCGUCAACAAAGCCCAAGGCGAAAUAGCCAAAAUGGUGGCUGAAAUUGAGCAGCAAAAGUGGAAGUUGGUGGCUGAGUAUAUGAAGGACACUAAACCGGCGGUCGAUUAUUCGGACAAGGCAUGUCGGGAUCGAUGGGAGGCACUGCAGAAUGGGACAGCUAGCCUUCCGUUGGAGAUGAGGUCGGAUCUGUUCCCUGAAAUGGUUGAGGUUAUUCGGAAACGCAGAGAGUCGGAGGAGAAGAUUCGUCGAAUGUGCUCUGACGGAAAUGGGUUUAUCUUCCAUCAUUUUCUUCCAGACCGACAGAUAAGGCAUACCGAAAUUGCAGGACGAUCUGACAACAUCCUAGGAUGCAUCUGCCAAAACCUCGGUAUAGCCUCAACUGCCGAAGCCAAUAUCGGCAUUUACAUUUUCAUGAAUAACGCCAAUUGGACAAUGGGUGGCAUCCUGAAACACCAUGGAUAUCCCCUGGUUGGUGGGUGUGUUCGUAUCUCGGGUCAACCUCGGUAGUCCAAAAAUUGAGGCUAUACAAGCACGCCAGCUUUUCUGGAAUCAUGUCAAGUUCAAACUCUAUGGAUUUGAGUCUUUUCUUUUUUGUUCUCUCGGUAUAUCCGAGAUUAUUAUUUUUUUCUGCACUUCUGGACGAUUCCUGCGCUGUGGAACUCGGGUUUAUUCGAAACAGCAGGGUUUGAUACAUCAUCGAACCCAUUUUUGAGUCAAGCACGAGAGACGAUUCCUUGCCCCACCAACUGCGCCAUUUGAUACCAUCCAAGUCUUCCAAGACCCAAGGAACCAGGUUCAUUUGGAAUAGAU
Messenger RNA from Aspergillus wentii DTO 134E9, 1212 nucleotides. RefSeq lists its product as uncharacterized. Lineage: Eukaryota; Fungi; Ascomycota; Eurotiomycetes; Eurotiales; Aspergillaceae. The coding region runs from base 1 to 909 and encodes 302 amino acids. The record is from RefSeq and is a predicted model, not a curated record. The transcript is spliced from 7 exons.